UGACUAGCUAUAAUGUUUUCCCCAUGGUUUGUGCCCAACCUAUUGCUCGAGGAUCAUGCGAAGACGUUCUUAUUCGAUACGCCUAUGAUAUUGAUGAAGGACAAUGUGUUGAGUUUACUUAUGGAGGAUGUGAGGGUAAUUCCAACAAUUUCAAAACGUUAUCGCAAUGCCAGCGUGUUUGUGAAAGUUACCUUAAAGGCCGAGUUAUGAUGUCAGAUCGAAUAAAUCCACUUCGUCGCAUAUGCUUUCUUGGAAUAGACAAUGGACGCUGUGGUAAAACAAUGAUACGUUACGGUUACGAUGCCCUAGCUGGUGCUUGCAUUAGAUUUGUAUACAAUGGAUGCUACGGAAAUGACAACAAUUUUAAAGUUUGCGAAGUCGAAGGAGAUUUUGACUCUUUGCUUGCACACGACCAAACUCACAUUAUAAGUGUGACGGAACCAGCUGUUAUUGCUACGAGAAAAGCUUUUUUCCGUUCUUCUUGUUGCCAUCCUAUUGAUAGGGGAUCAUGUUUUGCCAACGUUACGAGGUUUGCAUAUGACAAAGAAAGCCAGAGAUGUGUAGCAUUCAUCUAUGGUGGAUGUAAGGGGAACAGAAACAAUUUUAGAACACAUGAAGAAUGUAUUAAUGCUUGUUAUUGAGG
Messenger RNA from Strongylus vulgaris, 643 nucleotides. NCBI's taxonomy places the organism in Eukaryota, Metazoa, Nematoda, Chromadorea, Rhabditida, Strongylidae. The record is from the annotation of a GenBank genome assembly.